GAACAUCAGCAUAAAAUCAUGAAACUUGUUGUCCAAUGGAUGAUGAAUUGGUGAGUCGCGCGCAGAAGCGUGUGGAAUUAUUCGAAUGGAGGAAGUUAUGGAGGAUUUGCGGAUGCCAUCAGGGAAAUGGAUGUUGUCAGAAUACUAAUGGCGAUUAAUUGUUUUUUAAAUGCUUCGAAGAAUUCGAAUAAAAAAUCGAAAUGACGUCCAAACAAACGUUUAAAAUGAAAUGAAAAGAAUAAUUGAGAAGAUAUAGAGCUUUCCAUCGAAGUCAACAAAAACACGACUGGAGACAUUCAGCUAGCAGAGGUACGUCUGUGGAUAGUAAUCUAAGACAUCCGGAAACUGGGUCCCAGGAUCACCACUCGUUAUUUUUCGAGUCUCCACACCUCCUAAGGGUCAGGAGGGCCUGAAUUCAGUAACGAAGUGGUAAAACGAGGUAAAAUCACUCUUUUCAGACCAGUUUUUGAUCGAUAUCUCUGAAUCUAACAGAGAUAUCAGAAUUUUUGUUGGGACAUUAAUUGUCGCCCUCAAUUAGCUCCAUAAAAAAUGUCAUAACAAAAAUUUCCCUAUCUCCCCUAGACUUCGAGAUAUCCAUUAAAAACUGAUCAGUAGUCCAAAAUGACAUCUCAAUUUACCACUUCGUCACCGGACUUAAUUGACUCCUGGCUUUGGCCAGAGCAGAGCAUCAGCAUAAAACCAUAAAAAUUCUUGCCCAACUGACAGUGAAAGACCAGGAGUACGUCAACUGCAUCCGUAGGUGUGAGGAAACGACGAAUUUGGAGAUGCAUAUUUCAACAUAUUUAUUCAAUGUUAUAUUCCCUCAGCUUUCUAGACUCAUCGCCCACAGCAGCAGUUUGCUUGAAUAUAUUUUUUCAUGUACAGUGCACACAGUGUUAGUGGCAAAGAGCUCGCUAUUAUUAGUUCCUAGUCAUCGGACGUCCCUCCUUGUUCCCCCCAAUGUGGAUUGAAAUAAGCGCUGAAAACUUGUACGAAUAUACUCUGGGUGAGAAGAGCAACCAAAUACUUCAAUAAGAAGUUCAAAAAAUUAUUUAUAUUUUUUUACAAUUAUCUUUUUAAUCGUUGGAAUGAAGUGUUGUCUCGGUAAUCAGUUUCUACCUCUUUCCUCGUUGUUCUGAAUGUUUUUACAUCAGCAUUUUGCCAGUCAAAUUGUGCGUGAAGUACGUAAUAUUGUAUUGAUGUGAGCAUGAGUCUUGUCGCGCAGUUGUCAUUGAAUUUGUACAAGUGUGAGGGUUGGUAGACGUGAACGGAGGACUUCGACCCCACUUGAUGAGGGAUGCAGUUGUCCAAAAACGUAGUAAUAGUGUAGCUCAACGUGGAAAACCCAGCAUCGAAAUUUACAGACCACCAGGCGGAAGAUCAGACGGCACCACGGCGAACCCACAGCUGAACGUUCACGCCAAGGAAUUCACAUUAAAGCAGAUCGAAAUGCACAAUAAUUCAAAACACAAUCACAAUGAGAAUCGAUCGAGUUACUACAAUCUCCAGCAGAGUAAGUCCAGUGGGAACGUCCACAGGUACAUGUACCAACAGCAUCAGGGCCAGCAGAUGAAUUAUCAUCAUGGGCCUGUCUUGAAACAAGCGCACACGUUGAACACUUCUGCCUCGAGUGGAAAUAUUCUGCAUUCUGGAGGCCAGAACAGUCGAGUUCACUUCAAUGUCGUGAAUGCAAGCGACCCAAAGCCCACCGGAAAUUCAAUGAAACCGGGAAAAUUAACAAAAUCUUUGUCGUUCGUAUCGUCUUACGGCCUGAAACGUUCAAAGAGCUUCAAUAAUUCUGAUGCUCUUGCCUACAAAGCCAACAAUAUCCUCGACGCAGCCGAGCUGGGGAGGUUUCCGGUUCCGGUUCAGGAUGUUUUAAUCAAGGCCAUAGAAGAUCCAAAUACUCUGAACUCUAGAGCAUUAAUGGAUCUGGUCAGGCACAUUCUUGGAAGAAUCGUCGAAAACAAACGUUAUGCCGAGCCUGCGGCUAAAGUCUGCAUAAAAAUUAUCGAGAAAGAAGUGAAAGAGACUUUCCUGGAAUCCCUCCUGAACAUGUGCCAGCAGUGGUACCAGGACCAGAGGCGAUCAAUUGACGACACCUCAUCGGGCCACAAAUUUGCGGCAUUCAUGACAUUCCUCAAUGAGAUGUACUGUCAGCUGAAAAGACGUCAAUUACAACUGAAAACGCAGCAGGAGGGAGUUCCCCCGGGUCGAGUCCUCCUGACGCUCCUCUGGAAGUGCUGUCAGGACUGCCUCCAGCCGUCAUUCAUUAACGCCCUCCCAGAGACGAACUCCCUAUUUUUUAUUCUGACGUGCAUCGGCAAGGAUUUGGACAACGAACUGCCAGUUCAACUGGAGCAGCUGUUGGCCUGCGUUCGCGACGCAUUUCUCGCGGAAAAUUCUACUCUCCCGGCGGUGAGAAAGGUUCUCCUGCAGAUAAUUGAACUGCACGCGGCUCAUUGGCAACUACCGGCACCAGCGCUCGUUUAUUAUUACCCUGGAUCCACCAAGUCCUAGCGGCGAUGAUUACUUAAUGAUUACGAAAAAAUAACUAAGACUACGAGAAUUCAGUCCAUCGUGACGGGAUUCACCAGACUUCUAGGCGUCGACAUCCGGUAGCCUUGAGGCCACUGCACAUGAAAUUUGAAAUCAAUAGUUUUUUAUGAAAUUAUCGGCUGACGAGAAAAUCAAUUACUGAUGUCUUAACAAAGUUGAACGUAGGAAAAUUGAAUUUCCAUAUUUAAUUUCCUCUGCACUGAUGACGAGCGCUACCGGUGUUUGGUUUUAAUACCUCUUUGUUUAAUUAUUAAAAAUAAAGAUGAAAAAAAAAAUGAAAUAAACGUGAGAUGAUUUACAAUGUCAA
Molecule: messenger RNA, 2866 nt
Organism: Diachasmimorpha longicaudata
Lineage: Eukaryota; Metazoa; Arthropoda; Insecta; Hymenoptera; Braconidae
Product: MIF4G domain-containing protein
Exons: 11
Coding region: 1291-2520 (409 amino acids)
Biological process (GO): regulation of translational initiation
Cellular component (GO): cytosol
Molecular function (GO): RNA binding; translation activator activity; protein binding
Source: RefSeq, a predicted model, not a curated record